Molecule: messenger RNA, 6011 nt
Organism: Bradysia coprophila
Lineage: Eukaryota; Metazoa; Arthropoda; Insecta; Diptera; Sciaridae
Product: LON peptidase N-terminal domain and RING finger protein 2
Molecular function (GO): ubiquitin protein ligase activity; protein binding
Source: RefSeq, a predicted model, not a curated record
CGCGGCCGAAGUUAGAGUGCAAACUAUCUUUCAGUUUUAUUUUUUAUUAUUAUUUGUUACACAUUUGACAGUAUAUCAUAAUAUAGCAUAUAGUGUCGGGAGUUAAUACACUCAAUAAAUCUACAACCAUCAUUAAUGUGAAGCUAAAAUAAUUUUAAAAAGAACUUUGUUUGCUUGUGAAAAUCGUCUGCUUGAGAGCGAAGUGAUUCAUGCUGGAAAAUCUAUAGAAAUUCUAAUGAAAAGUGAAUUUCCAGCUGCUCGGUCGAAAAAACAUUAUAACUCUGAAAAUUUCGAUGCCGCGUGUGUUACAUAAGAAUGUUAUGUAGUAGAAAAAAAUAAAUUAAAAAAAAAUUCGUCGAUUUUAUAAUAAUUGUGCUCUUUUAUGAAAUGAGUAAAUAUUGAAAUCGUUAAGUGCACGUAACAAGACUUACGACGUAAUGUUUAAGCGAUUUGUUCGAUUUGUACGUAGAAAACACUGAUUCACAAUAUCGUACGAGAGCUAAAAAAAGAAGAAAAUUAAAAGGAAAACUCAUCAAAACGAUAAACAACAAGUUAAUCCGACACGAUAGUCAGAAUAAAAAUAUUUGACAGAAAAAUUGAAAGAGUGAAAAUUGAAUAUGUAACCACCUCAUGUUUAUGUAAUAACAGAUCACAUAAGAAUUUUUUUUUCAGUGUCGAUAUUUUGCGUAAAUUUUCUUGAGAAACACAUUUCAUGUCGACAAAACAGAAUUGAUAAAGUGUUGUUAUAGUCGCAAGAAUUUAUUGAAAAUAUUUUUUUUGGCUCAUUUUUGAUAAGACAUCAGAGUUUUUUAAUUUGUAUGGAUUUAUUACUGCAGUACAUAAACAAUAGCCUCGGUGAAAACAUUUAAGUGCUUUUAUGCAAUCAUUGUGGUUAUAAAACAGUUUUUUUUUCUUCUCUCUGUGGCGUAUUUGUGCUUAAUGUGGCAUUGACACAGUAAAUUAAAGAGAUUCAUCGAGAAGAAAAUUUGUGAAAAGUGAAUUUAAAUUUCGUUUCAUUUUUUGUUUUAUAUAAAAACGUUGAUAUCGUGCAAGUUUACGUAAUCGAAAUUUGCGUUCGUAAAUUCAAAACAAAAUAAAAUUGCAUCAAAAAUGGCAAAAAUCUCCGAUUUAGCCAAAGAAGCGUUUGCCAAAGGUGAUUAUUCGUUAGCUGUCGACCUGUACAAACAAUGCAUUCAGGACGAUGCCUACAAUUCCCUGGAUAUGUUUAUGGGAUACGGUGAUGCGUUGGCUUGUACGGGUCGCAUCGAAUUAAGUUUCGAUGCAUAUGCACACAUUCAUCAACAAUUCGGAUAUUCAGUGCCAUUGGAUCGAUUACAUCAUUUAAGUUUGGCCAUGCUAAACAGUGUAACUGCAUCCGUUUUAUCUCAACAAAAUCGAUCUCAUCAAAAUAGUGCUUCAAAUGUUCAACAAUCAAUUAGUGUUACCAACGGAUCGGUGAUAUGUGAUCCACUGUGCUGUGCAUUAUGUGACGAUAUUCUUAAAUGUCCAGUGACCGCUGUCUGUGGUCAUACAUUUUGUGGUGAAUGUUGUUACGGCCAAACCGAAUGUAAAAUCUGUGGUAAAGUGUUUUCAACGUUUGGUGAUAGUUUUAAACAGGAUGUGUUGGUGUUGAGGCUGGUGGAAAAGUGGUGGUCACCAGAAUCGAAUGAUCGGGCAAUCAAUUACAUGCAACGCAAUACUCUGGAUGAAGCAUUGAAGUCGUGCAACGAGAGCUUGGAAAAAUGUCCCAACAACUACCAAGGACUUAUACUACGUUCUGAAGUCUUAUAUCGCCUCAGUCAUUUCAAAAGUUCAUUAGCGGAUGCAGACAAUGCACUUAAAAGUCGUCCAACUUCCUACAAGGCACAUUUGCGUAGAUCAUACGCUCUAUCGAGCUUGGGCCAAACGGAAGAUGCUCUAAUAGCAUUCUGUGUCUCAACAUGGCUGAAUAAAAUAUCGACUAUUUCACAACCUAUAUUACCAGAGGUUUCAAAGUUACUUCAUCAAUUGCUAUCCUCAACUCGCAAAUCUUCUCCGUUUCCAUUGGCCACUCCAUACAUGCGACGUCGUCGGAAACGGCGGCACUAUAACCGCAAAAUCGUUGCCGAGUCCAGUGAUUGUGAUGAAGAAAAUUCCAGUUGCAUAGAAGACGAAACUAACUUUACAAAAUGUCGUCAACGCCGUUCCACAGAGCGUCGACUGAAAAGCGCAAACAGCUAUAGCGUUACAGACAGUGUCAUCAUUCCAAGACCAAAUACUAGGAUAAGGGGAUUAAUAGAUAGGAUACAUCAAGAAAUAUAUAGAAUUCAAAAAACAGAUUCCACCUCAAAUGUACUCAAAGUGAAUCCGUCACUGGUAGAAGUUACUGAUUUUGAUUGCGUCUUGUGUUAUCGAACUUUGUGGAAACCGGUUGUUACUCCAUGUGGCCAUACAUAUUGCUUGGUUUGUCUAGACCGAUGCUUGUACUAUUCGUCGCAUUGUCCACUAUGUAAAUCAUCGUUCGAAGAUGAUUACAGUAUGAACAUCGUUCGGAAUGCACUAUCUCGCAAAUAUGUCACAAAAUUCAUAGAAAUUGCAAUGCAACGUUUCAUUCCAGUAGCAUACGAAAAGCGAAAACUUCAAGAAAUUGAAAAGGAAGAAUUUGUGCCAGUGUUCAUCUGUACUGUGUCAUUUCCAUAUGUUCCAUGCCCGCUAUUCGUCUACGAAUCACGGUAUCGACUAAUGAUACGGCGGGCUAUCGAGAGCGGUGAUCGUCAGUUCGGUAUUGCUCAUGCUCAGCCGCAUGUGUGUCAGCGUUAUUCAGACUACGGUACCAUGUUGGACAUACGUGACUGUGUGCAAUUGAGCGACGGUCGUGCCAUAUUAAGUACGGUCGGAUGUCGUCGGUUCAAAGUAUUGGAUCGAGAUGAGAAGGACGGCUACGACACGGCCAAAGUUGAAUACAUUUGCGACGAGAAAAUCAGUCGCGAUCGAUUGCAAGCUGUCACAAAAUUACACUCCAGCGUUUUUUACAAAGCCGUCAAAUGGUACGACAGCCUACCAGAACAUACCAAAGAAGAGAUUUUAAAAAGUUUUGGAUGCAUGCCGACAUUGGAGGCACAUUGGGAAACUAUUACCGAUGGUCCUGCUUGGGCGUGGUACAUAAUUGCCAUUUUACCGUUAAACCAGUCGCUGAAGGUCGACAUAUUAGCCACUACAAAAUUAGAGAAACGGCUACUGGCGAUUGAUAAGACUUUGGAACAUGUAGCUGCGCAAAAGAGACGUUCCCUGAGUGUCGAUGUGAUGUGUGAAGGUGUACAAACAUGCCAAGCAAUUGACUGUUGCCAGAGAGCAUCAUCGUCAACGCAUUUAGAAGACGAUUUGCAGCAGAUCACGUAAAAGUCAAUCAAACUUUUUUGUAUAUUUCCCCCCUUCCCUAUUCUCCUCCCGUAAAUCAUAUUACAAAACCGAAACAAAACUUAUAAUCUUGUAAAGCUUUAAAACAAAAAACAAAAAAAAAUUAUUUUUAAAUCCUAGCCUAGUCAAUGAAUGGGUCUUAUCUACAUUCAUUCAUUCAUUCAUUCAUAAACUUUCAAUUUUUCAUCAAUAUUCACAUAGAAAUGACACUAUUUGUUUGGCAACAUUACGUUCCUGUGAUUUUCUACGAUUUUAACAUAGCAAAAGUCAAUUGUGUUUUACAGUGAUACGCGUAGGAUCUACUCUGAGAUUGCCAAUAACAUCUAUUCCAUCAAUGUACCGUAAACGUUUCCAACUCUUAAACUCUUAGUCGUACAAUCCGUAACUAUUUUUCCAUUCGAAAAUGUCGGUCAUGGUCAGCUGAAUGUUUGACAUUUUCGGCUUAAGCCGGUUGAAAACAUAAUUUGUGUGAAAUUUCGAUUUUGUUAAUUGAAAAAGUAGUCAAAACGUUGUCGAUAGUUCUCAUACCCGCCACAACCUAUUCAAAUUUAGUUUUUUCUGAAAGGAGGAUUAACUGAACUAAUCUUCGUUAACGAAAAAAAAAACAAUUUAUCGCCUGCACCAUACAAAUGCUGUGUUUAGUGCUUCAGAUGUCAUUACAUGAUACUUCUUUGACUGUGACUAUGCUGAUGCUCAAGCCAUAAGUCCGCUCAAAAUUCAAAAUUUGAAGUGUCAAACACAAAUCAAACGUCGUAUAUGAGUGAUUCACGUAAUUCUCAUAAUUUUUAAUUUUUUAAUUGAUUUGUUCAUCCACUAAUUCACCCAAAAUUUAAAUUCGGAAGCGCAUUUACGGCGUGCUACUCACGGAACACCAAGUCCCAAAGAUCAAAAUAUUUUCUUGCGACCUUUGGAAAGCCCAACUUCAACCGCAACCAUGUUUUUCUGUAAAUUUGUACAUAAAUUCUUCCACUUCAAUCGAUAUGCCAAUUUGCUGGACUGUUGUAACUUUUCUUUUCUUUUCAAUUUCGUUUUUUUAAUCUUAAUUUUUGUAAAACCUAAAUGAGAAGUGAAAUGAUAAACCUACAAUAAAAUUAAAAUCUAAAUAAAUGAAACGUAUAGACAAUCUACCAGUUAAAAGAAUUAACUUAUCAAUUAUAAUAACUAAAUGUUGUAAAUUUGUUAAAUAUUUCCCAUAAUUGUUAAUUCUUCUUCUUCUUUUCUAUUAAUGCUGUACGAUACGAGCUACGUUUUAUACCGGCUAUAUUGCAAUAAAUUAAUCAAAAAUCUAUUAGCAUACGAGCUACAUUUUAAUCCUAAACAUUUCUAGUCCUAAACAUUUUCUAUUGACAAAUGGAAUAUCUAUCAAUUACAAUAACUUUUGAAACAUUCUAUCGGCAAAUUUCCAAUGACAAAUAUUUAAGUUGUACGAUUGCCAGAUAUUUGACAUCAUCGAUUUCAUGUCUAAGUCAAACACCUUUCCACGCACAUUUACUUUUUCUCAAAUAUUUUCAGCAUAAGUUUCUCUCUGUUUUCGAAAACGACGAGCAAAAUUUAUGUUAUAGCAAACGAAAUAAAAGAUUUUGUAUUGAAGAAGAGAUUUCACUUUAAUCAUAAGAAGUAGCAGAUUUUACUCAGCAAGCCCUGGGAAAUGAGUCAUUACUUCAUUGACAUGAUCGUUAAAAGUUAGUCGAAGCUUAGUGAGUAAAAUAACUUACUUGUUUGGUAUUUUGCCUUGAGUGGUUGCAUACCUCGGCUUCGGCUCGACCUGCAAACGCUACACUUGGUAAAAUCAAAAUAAAAAUCAAACAAGGACGUAAUCUACUAAUAUCGCAAUACGCUCGCCGUUUCUGAAAUGUUAGCAUGACAUUAGUAAGGGUUGCAAGGGUGUAAUAUAAAAGAAUUCACGGAAGUACGGUUUUUUGCAUUUAUUGAGGUUCUCAAAAUUCUAAAAAAUCAAUCGAACGAAAAGAUCAACAAUUCAGUUUGUUAAAUGGUACAGUGAACGUAAUGGGUGCAAUAUACUUCCUUGUAGCUCGGUCGUGUGAUCACAUUUCAUUUUCAUCAAAAAAAACUGUAAAAUUCUCAUUUGAUUCGAGUCUGUGAGGUCUUCGUUCACUUAAGAACACAAUUAGUUUAAUUGGUGAGUGUACUGGGGUCUUCUAUAUCUAUAUCUAUGUACCAGUGAUAAUAAUGAAAAAGAAAAUGUUUGAAGAAAGCUUUCUGGUUGCUUUGCGUUUUUCUUUUCUUUUUUUUAAAUAAUUUCCAGAUCUGACCCAAUCGACAAAAAUAAAUUGUAAACAGAAAAAAAAAACUAUUUGUGAAAAUCAUUACAACUUUUAUUCUAACGUAAAUCAUUCGAAAUCUAUAUAUUGGACAGAUGAAAUGAGAAAUCGAGGUAUUUUUGUAAAAUUAAGAUAUUUAAUUUUAGACCAUUAGUAAAAUUCUUUAAUAAAUAUAUAUUUAUGUGAUAUGUAUGAACUCUUUCUUGAAACAAUUACCAUUUAAAAAUUCUUAAUGGAAUGCAUAAAACAGUGAACAUUAAAAAUGGAAACGAAAACCUUAUUAAAAUGAUUUCAAAAUUGAAUUUAAGGGUCGAAGCACAUCUAUACAAAAAA